GAUACCUUGAAGGCUAAAGAUUAAGAGAGAACUCUCUGUAAGGCAUAUACCUUAGGCAACUCUCUCUCGCCUCCUUUCUCGAAUCCUCAGGCUUUCCAAAUGUACAGCGACAUGGAUGUGUCUGUUAUCAGUAACUUGCAAUGGAUCACAUUACGGUCCCGCUUCUGGCCACAGUCACCCUGAAAUCUCGGCCUCUCAACCCGCACUCCCUCGCCAUCUCUUGCGAUGCUGAGCUGGCCGUUGCCGCCGACGACUCGGUCCAUAUUCUGCUCCCCGAGUUUCCCGUCCCCACCGAAGACCCGGACCUCAUCCGGGCCCGUCAGAGAAAAGGAGCAGACGACGAGAACGACGAAGACGCCGACUCGGACGGCUACCAGACCAAGCAGUACCAUACCUACCGCACCCAAUUCGCCACAUCCAAGAAACCCGACCCCCGCGCCAACCUCAACCUUUUCGAGUCCGCCGGCAUCCGGUUUCCCCCGAGCGAGUCGUCCGAAGAGCCGCAGCAGCAGCAGCCGUACUAUGGCGUAGGCAAGAGCCUGCCCACCGGCUGGGGUUCGGCCAUCAGCCAGACCGUUUCCCUGGCAUGGUCUCCCACCGGCCUGGGCUACAACCUGCGGCCCGUCCUGGCCAUCCUGCUCACCAACGGGUCGAUCGUCGUGUGCGGCCAGGACCCCGCCGCCGUCGUCGCGGAUGGCGGCGAGGGCGUUAAGACUUUCGAUGCCUGGCGGCUGCUCUGGGCCGUCGGCGAUACGUAUCCCCUGCCUGACCGGAAGGCGAGGGGCGGGAGCCACCUGCCCAGGGACAAGAUCAUGGCUUUCUCGUGGGCGCACGAAAUCGCCCCCGGACGGGCCCUGCUGGCCUAUCGCAGCCAUAGGGAAGACCUUGCCAUUCUGCGGGUCGAUUUUUUCGAGUCGGACAGGUUCAAGGGUCGUCCCUCGCCUUGGGCCUGGAGGGUCGAGGAGGUGGCGAGAUUCAAGAAUGACGGACCGCAUCCCCCCAUCGACGUCAUGCAUCCGGAUUUCGUCCCGCACGGUUCCGCGUUCGGACUGAAAUGGAGCCCCUGGCUACUUGAGGGUGAUAAAAGGAUCUCCAUUCUGGCGCACCACGCACGUAGCUACGUCGGCUUUCGGCGUAUCACCGUCCCGGUGAACUGGGAGAGGGGCCAAAGAGUGUCUGUUACGGUGGAAGAGUUCGACCUCCUGGGGAUCUGCGUCAACCUCCGACCCGAGUCGUUUGUCGAAUGGGAAGACGCAAUCUGGACCGUCGGCGACAAGAAGAUUUGCCGGGGCGUCAUCGCCACGCCAUUUGAAGCCAAGCCGUUUCGCAUCGUCGUGAACGCACCGGCACCAGCUCGUGAGGCUCUCCCCACGCAUCCGACCCAUGUCUGCAAGACCACCUAUCCCGAAGAUUGCAUGUCUAGCAAUCCCAUCACCGGUCUCAUCAUCUACCCCCCUGAAAACGGCAGCGAUCAUUCCAGCGGGCCCUAUUAUUCCCUCGUCCGCAUGUCCGCGAUAGGGAGCAACACGAACUGGUUCCAGGAAAACAAACCACUGCUGCCCACCGAGACCCUCGCAGAUGACGACCACCAGCAGGACCAGGACGCAACGGCAUCAUCAUCAUCAUCAUCAUGCAUGCCACAAUGGGCCGAGAUCAUCGCCAACACGGUCAACCAGUCUAUCCCCAAAGCCUUGGCGAGCCGCCGCCACCACGACUCGGACAGCGAAGGGGGCGACGAAGAAGACGGAGUGGGACAAGCGGAGCUCGGAGACAUCGACGCGGAGGGGGAGGAGGACGACGAGGAGGACGACGAGUUCGAUUUCGAUGAUCUUGAUGAGAACACCGAGCUUGUGAACCCGUGGCGCGUCCGCAUUUGGGAUCUCGCCGCCUGGCCUGGCGGUGGCAUGACGGCGGUCCUCAUGUCGCAGCACAGCACUCUCGGGCCGGAGACGAAGAUUCGUACCAAGGUCCUUUUCGCGCCUUGCUCGCGUCGGAAGAAGGGGGUGGAUCAUGGCGGUGGCGGCGGUGGCGGCGGCGAUGCGGCCGUCACAACCGUGAGGCGUCUGACCACCGAAGCCCGCAUGUGGGAGUGGAUGUACGGAGGCGGACCGCCGGUACCCGGUACCGUUACGAGCGGAGAUGAGGUGGUCAUGCCGCAGGAUCUGGCGCUGCGGGAGGCGAUCAAGCCCGUCAUUGAGGCACAACGGUGUCUCUUCUGCCAGGGAGUCCUUUCGGAUACAGGACGCUACUCUGUUUGCGAGAUGAAGCACUCGUUCGCUACCUGCUCCGCAACCGGCUUGGCCAUCCUUGCACCGGGCAUCUCGCGUGCUUGCGGCGUCUGCGGUCGUCGGUGUCUUACGGUCUCCAAGAUUCGGGAGGCGGCUGAGAAGCAAGGCGUCAGUCUUGACGACAGUAGGUCGUUUGGGGAAGCCUGUGGGAUUUGUGGAGGGAAGUUCAUUGCUUGAUCCAGCCCUACUUUUUCUUCUUCUUUUUUUCUUCUUAUGCCUGGUCUUUGUUCACCCAGAGCGUUCAUGUUCCCAAGAUGGGCUACCAUUAGCAUAGGGUCGGGAGACAUUCCCCGAGACUACCGAGUUGUCAUAAAAUGGGGGCCAUUGAAGGUCAUGUGGG
Messenger RNA from Sodiomyces alkalinus F11, 2628 nucleotides. RefSeq lists its product as hypothetical. Gene Ontology annotation, cellular component: transcription factor TFIIIC complex. Gene Ontology annotation, biological process: transcription initiation at RNA polymerase III promoter. Bases 141 to 2465 code for a protein of 774 amino acids. Gene Ontology annotation, molecular function: histone acetyltransferase activity. The transcript is spliced from 4 exons. The record is from RefSeq and is a predicted model, not a curated record. NCBI's taxonomy places the organism in Eukaryota, Fungi, Ascomycota, Sordariomycetes, Glomerellales, Plectosphaerellaceae.